AUGGCAGAAGCUGACAUUGAGAAACUUAAGACUGAAAGGGCCAGUGCCAAAUCCUCACUAACUCGCAUUAAAAAUAUAGUGGAAAACAAAAAAGAAUCGCUCAGCUUACCUGAGUUAGAAUGUAGGCUUGGGAUUCUAGAAUCUUAUUUUAAGCAACUACUUUCGUGUCAGACUAGCUACGAAACUUUAAUGCCAAAUGAUAAUACCAACAUAACCUAUCGUUCGGAAUGUGAGGAGGUGUACAUAUCUACCAAAUCUUUACUCACUUCAUUAAUUUCUAAUAAAAAACAAGACUUGGGUUCUCAAUCUACUGAACUUAAUCAAUCUUUUAUACUAAAAUCAACUCAAGCAACCAAUCUUCACAAAAUUAAACUGCCUAGAUUCGAUGGAAAGUAUUCUGAAUACCCUAACUUCAUCGGUAUUUUUAAUAAGAGCAUACACAACAACACAAACUAUGAAAUUAUCGAGAAGUGUAACAUUUUAGUGAGCUCAUUGGAUGGGAUUGCCAAAAAUGCUGUUCGUGAAUUUCGAAUUUCGGAUGAAAAUUAUCCAAAAAUUCUCAAACAUUUAAAUGAUAGAUUUAACAACAAAACGUUAAUGUUUCAAGAACUAAUUGGAGAAUUAUUUCAGUUGCCUAAAAUAACGAGGGCCACUGCAACAAAUCUUAGAAAUAUGGUUGACAGUGUUAACGCUAUUUUAAGCUCGAUGCUAUCUAUUGGUUCUGGUGAGAACAUUGCGAAUUCAAUGAUUAUUUAUGUCGUAAUGAGUAAAUUAGAUGCUGAGUCACAAAAUAAAUGGGAAGAAACCGUUGAUUUUUCAAAUUUAUUGAGUUGGCAGGAUUGCUCUAAGGUUCUUAGUAAAAGAUGCCAGUUCCUUGAGUGCAAAGAGGUCAAACAAUCUUCUUCGCUGUUCGCUAAAUUUCGAAACAAAUCGCUUUCUCACAACUCAACAGCACUUUCGGUAUCACAAUCGGGAGCUCGAAAUUUGUCGUCGUGUCUUAUUUGCAAUGAUAAUAGUCACACCAUUUACAAAUGCAAAACAUUUUCUGAAUUACCCGUAAUAACUCGCUUUGAAAAGGUAAAAAACUUAGCGCUUUGUAUAAACUGCUUGAAUAAAGGGCAUUCGGUAAAAAGAUGCAAUUCUUCUAAGUGUAGAAUUUGCUCCGCCCCACAUCACACAUUACUUCAUCGUUUUGGUCCAAAUAACACAUCAUCAACAGCUAAUGGAUCUGUACAACAGUCUUCAACUUCAUCUUUUGUAACUUUAAAUCCAUCAUCUCCGUCAAAUGCACUAGUAUCUUCAGUAAAUAAUUUACCCAUUAGUCCAGUUAAAAACGUUAGUGUAAUUUUAGCAACGGCUGUAGUACAUAUUAAAAAUAACCACGGGUUGUUUCAACCAGUCCGAGCUUUAUUGGAUUCUGGCUCACAGCUAAAUUUCGUCACCGACCGAUUGGCUAACCAUCUUGGACUAAAGAAACAACGUAUAAAUACUGGCAUUAGUGGAAUUGCCAACACUAAUGUAAAAAUUAAAUUUUCGACACAAUCUAUUAUAAAAUCUCGAAUAAAUGAUUUCACUGCCCCUUUAGACAUGUUUAUCUUACCAUCCAUAGCUGGAAUUAUGCCUGAUUCUCCUAUAGUCAUCAAGGAUUGGAAUAUUCCUAGAAAUAUUGAAUUGGCUGAUCCACAAUUUUUUAUUCAACAAAAUGUUGAUAUUUUGAUUGGCGCUGAAGUAUUUUUUAAUAUUAUGUCCGUCGGACAAAUUAAAUUGGGCUCUGAUAUGCCUUUAUUGCAAAAAACACUCUUUGGUUGGAUAGUUUCGGGUAAAUAUGCUUCCAAUUCCAAAUCAAUCAAUUGCAAUUCACUGGUCGCUACCUUGGAAAAUAAUGAAGUUAACACAGAUGCUAAUUUACACGAGUAA
This is a messenger RNA of Condylostylus longicornis, 1917 nucleotides long. RefSeq lists its product as uncharacterized. NCBI's taxonomy places the organism in Eukaryota, Metazoa, Arthropoda, Insecta, Diptera, Dolichopodidae. The record is from RefSeq and is a predicted model, not a curated record. Gene Ontology annotation, biological process: proteolysis. Bases 1 to 1917 code for a protein of 638 amino acids. The transcript has a single exon. Gene Ontology annotation, molecular function: aspartic-type endopeptidase activity.